Messenger RNA from Ricinus communis (castor bean), 1331 nucleotides. Its product is annotated as F-box protein PP2-A12. Lineage: Eukaryota; Viridiplantae; Streptophyta; Magnoliopsida; Malpighiales; Euphorbiaceae. Gene Ontology annotation, molecular function: protein binding. The transcript is spliced from 3 exons. The record is from RefSeq and is a predicted model, not a curated record. Bases 172 to 1077 code for a protein of 301 amino acids.
UUGUUCGUCUUUUAAUCUUGCCCUUUUCCAAAUGCUAUACGCGUCUCCUCUACAAAUACCCAUUACCUUCUUCCUGGCCGUCUCUCUCUCUCUUUCUUAUAUUUCUUGUAUGAUAAAGAUAAAAACUUUCUAGUUCUCUCUGUUUCUUGAUUUAUAUUCCCUUUUUAUGAGAUGGGUGCUAAUCUUUCUUCGAUAUUCAUGGACCCAAAUUCUUUAUCUCUUUAUUGUGGUCCUUUACCUUCUUCGUUUCAGUCAUCAAAUCCAAGCCACCCAUGUCUUGGCGACUUACCAGAAAGCUGUGUUGCUCUGAUUCUUGAAUAUUUAGACCCGCAAGAGAUUUUCAAAUUUGCUAGAUUGAAUAGAGCAUUUCGUGGGGCUUCUUGGGCUGAUUUUGUUUGGGAAUCUAAAUUGCCUUCGAAUUAUGUUUCUCUUCUUGAAAGAGUUUUCGGUGGUGAUGAUGAUUUUCCCAGAAAGUUGAAUAAAAGAGAGAUAUAUACCAUUUUGUGUAGAGCUAAUACUUUUGAUGGUGGUACCAAGAAAGUAUGGCUAGAUAAGAUAACUGGUGGUGUCUGCUUAUCCAUAUGUUCCAAAGGCCUAUCUAUUACUGGGAUAGAUGAUAGAAGAUAUUGGAAUCAUAUCCCAACUGAGGAAUCAAGAUUCCAAUCUGUUGCAUAUCUUCAGCAAAUCUGGUGGCUUGAGGUAGAUGGGCAGUUUGAAUUCCCAUUUCUGGCAGGCACUUACAGCUUAUUCUUCAGGCUGCAACUGGGGAGGGCUGCCAAGAAGUUCGGUCGCCGGGUCUGUAAUACUGAGCACGUCCAUGGUUGGGAUAUAAAGCCUGUGCGGUUCCAACUAUGGACUUCAGAUGGUCAGUAUGCCUCUUCUCAGCGGUUUUUGAAUGAUACUGGGAAUUGGAAUCUUUAUCAUGCUGGGGACUUUGUUGUUGACAGCUCCAAUUCAUCAAUGAACCUUAAAUUCUCAAUGACUCAAAUCGAUUGCACGCACACAAAAGGUGGUCUCUGUUUGGACAGUGUUGUAGUGUACCCAUGUAAAUUUAAAGAAAGGUUAAAGCAUUUUUGAUCUGCAUGUAACCUUUGUAGACAGGAUAAAUUCUACAUUGUAGAUAUAGAGUUGGGGCAUGUCAGGAAAGAGUAGUAUUUUUACAUUUCUAGGCCUUGUAUGAUCAGCUGUACUUAGGCAAUGGAUGUGUUGCCAAUUUUUGUUUGUUGAUGAAUGUGUUUGAAGAGCACUUCUUGUAUAUAAAUUUUACUGCUAUUAUUUUUGGAGUGGUAAAAUAGUCAUUUGGCAAGUAAGACUGAGCUUAUUUGGGUUCA